AUGUCGAUUAUGAGCUAUAAUGGUGGUACAGUCCUUGCAAUGGCCGGCGAGGAGUGAGUUUUCUGCGUUUUUUAAAUGAUAAGUUUACUUGAAUAUUUUUCUAAUUUUAGAUGUGUUUGCAUUGCUACUGAUCUGAGAUUUGGCGAGCAAAUGACGACUGUGGCCACAGACAAAAAGAAGGUUGACAUGAAAAAUUAGGUCUUUUGCAACUUUUGAAACCAGGUACACAAAGUUUCGGACAAAGUCUAUGUUGGUCUCGCUGGAUUUUCGUCGGACGCUAGGACCAUGCUUGAGAAGAUCAUGUUCCGGAAAAACUUGUACGAACUGAGAGAGAGCCGUAAAAUACGUCCUAAGGUAAAAUAAUAUUUAAUCUAUUUCAUACCGUGAACUUUUUUUGGAAGCUUAGAAACAUGACGUAGAAAAAAUGCUUUUCUCAUCGGUUCAUCUUGUAAUUUUCCAUGUUCUCGUAAAUAUCUUUCGAGAGGUGUAGGGGUGUUAAAAUAAGAAAGGAAAAACGAUUUUAUGAUGAAGAGAAUUGAAGGAAUAUAGCUGUAAAAAAGGUUUUUCGACAGUUCCGUUUGUGGACUUUGCUCAUAGAGCAAAUAAAACUAAUAAAACUAAAGUUUUUACAGAAGUUUUUUUAAAAAUAUCUAUUCAAAUUUGAAAAGGUUAGGUGUGAUUUCUUCAUUUAUUUUAUGGGAAAUCGCGAUGAUUCCCUUUCAAGCUUGGUUUUUUUUCCCACAACUUCCUAGCAGGUGAACCUAAAAACUGUUAUUUGUAGACAAAAAAAACUCUCAAACCAUUACCUGAUUUGAAGAAAAAAAAAACAUAUGACUUGAAUGAAAUGUUUAUUUCGCUCACAGACAGAUCUGUGGUGUGGAGGAAGAGAACCAUGAAAGUUAUGUUUGCCUCCACUUCGAUAAAGCUCCACUUCAAUUUUAAAAUAUUGAAGGUCGAAAUCGAAGAGAAUCAAAAAGAAUAGUAAUCUAUAAACGAAUUAAAUCAUUUUGUGAUAUUUGCAGCUUCCUUAUCAAAAACCAAUUUUUCAAACAACUUUUAAAUCUUCUUUGGUCAUCCUCAAAAACCACUUCGGCUUUUCCGACAAACAAGAUUUCUCAUCUUUUCAGAAUUGAUGUUGGUCGUAGAUUUUAUGGCUUUUCUCUUUUAAUUUAUUAUUUUUUCAGGUAUUGGGAGAAAUGAUUUCGAAUCUGUGUUAUCAGCACCGUUUCGGAAGUUAUUUCACAGAGCCUCUGGUCGCAGGCUUGGACCCCGACACCCACAAGCCCUACAUCUGUGCCAUGGACACUAUCGGCUGUAUUGCCUCUCCUCGAGAUUUCGUCGCCGUCGGAACUGGCCAGGAAUAUUUGCUCGGCGUUUGUGAAAGUUCGUUGUUCCGUUAACCGCCUUCUCGCUAAAUAUACUUGGCUUCAAAAUUAACCAAGAUUUUCUUUCUACACUUUCUUUGCUCAUUUUAUAUCUUGCCGGCUGUCAGGCUACUGGCGCGAGAACAUGAAGGCGGACGAGCUUUUUGAGGCGACGGCCCAGUCGAUGCUCUCUUGUCUGGAACGCGACGCGGCUUCUGGAUGGGGCGCCGUCGUCUACACUAUCACCAAGGACAAGGUUCCAAUUUUCAGUUUAAUUAACAAAAGUGUCAACUCAUUUGCAGGUUAAUGUGUCGACGAUCAAGGCGCGCAUGGACUGA
Messenger RNA from Caenorhabditis auriculariae, 1702 nucleotides. NCBI's taxonomy places the organism in Eukaryota, Metazoa, Nematoda, Chromadorea, Rhabditida, Rhabditidae. The record is from the annotation of a GenBank genome assembly.